Paecilomyces variotii is the source of this 339-nucleotide messenger RNA. RefSeq names its product ESSS subunit of NADH:ubiquinone oxidoreductase. The record is from RefSeq and is a predicted model, not a curated record. The transcript has 2 exons. The coding region runs from base 1 to 339 and encodes 112 amino acids. Lineage: Eukaryota; Fungi; Ascomycota; Eurotiomycetes; Eurotiales; Thermoascaceae.
AUGCCUGCUCGACCUGUCUCCCUGUCUCUUCGAACUCGCUGCCUCUUGAGGCGUCCCCAGAACGCCCAGGGCUUCUCGACGCGGAGCACCCUGCGCGCCGCUGACCAUGGCGACCACUACGACCCGCCCGGUGGAUAUCUCUUCGGAGUGAAGCCUGGUCACAAGUACGUCAAGGAGGGCUGGGAGAACAUCUGGUACUAUGGCUUCGUCGGAAGCUUGGUCGCAGCUGGUGUCGCAUACGUUUUCAAGCCGGACACAUCGAUACAAACAUGGGCUCUUGAGGAGGCGCGGAGAAGACUGGAAGCCGAAGGCAUCUUGGAGGACCCGAACAAGCAGUAG